Messenger RNA from Suillus plorans, 2064 nucleotides. RefSeq lists its product as uncharacterized. The transcript is spliced from 6 exons. NCBI's taxonomy places the organism in Eukaryota, Fungi, Basidiomycota, Agaricomycetes, Boletales, Suillaceae. Gene Ontology annotation, biological process: phosphatidylinositol dephosphorylation; protein dephosphorylation; regulation of phosphatidylinositol 3-kinase/protein kinase B signal transduction. Gene Ontology annotation, cellular component: plasma membrane; cytosol; nucleus. The record is from RefSeq and is a predicted model, not a curated record. Gene Ontology annotation, molecular function: protein tyrosine phosphatase activity; phosphatidylinositol-3,4,5-trisphosphate 3-phosphatase activity. Bases 105 to 1844 code for a protein of 579 amino acids.
UCCGAGCUCCAUUGUUGCUCCAAAUUCCAAUGACCACCUCGCCUUGACAUGUUGUUCUGCGCGCUCUAUGCUCCAGUUCAAUUCAUCAAAUAUCUGAUCGCCUUAUGGCCGAAUUUUUGCGGCGUCUUGUUUCGGGUGGCAAAGCUAGGUUCAAGGAUCCGAAUCUUGACCUUGAGCUAGACCUCGCAUAUGUAACCGAUCAAGUCAUUGUGAUGGGCUAUCCUGCUGCUGGUAUUGAGGGCUUCUACCGAAACCGUCGCGAAGAUGCUCAACGUUUUCUUACUGCUCGGCAUGGUAGCGACUUUUGGGUAUUCAACUUUUGCCCAGUCAGGGAGAACUUUUAUGACAAGAGCGUUUUUGGAGGACGAGUGAGUCGCUACCCCUUUCCAGAUCAUCAUACGCCUCCCCUUGCCAUUCUCCCCCUGGUUUCGAGAGAGAUGCAUGCCUGGGUAACAGUUUCAAAGGAUCGAGUAGCUGCUUUGCAUUGCAAAGCUGGGAAGGGAAGGUCGGGCAUGAUAGUCUGUGCUUAUCUUCUUUCACUCGACACCUUUUCUCCUCCUUUUGCGGAAAACAGUUACCUUGAAAAGGACUGGGUAGCUGUACGCGUUGAUGAUUGCAUGCAAGUAAUCCCCAACGAUGCUGUCCUUGAAGAACUAGGGGAAGCGGCCGUCCCUGCAUCAUCCAUUGUGGAAGAAACAUUCGCGGAGUCCCGAGACGAAAAUCAAAGUAUACCCACCAAACCCUCUGCGCCCACGUUACAACAGGUAUUAGACUUGCACACCUCGCGCCGGAUGAAAGUGCCGUCUAUUUCAACGAACGCGAAGUCGAGGGCAGGUGUUAGUAUUCCUAGCCAGCGGCGCUGGCUUCUAUACUGGUCACGACUUCUUGCUGGCCAGGGUCCACCUGGCAUGUGGGGACUAUCAGACAUGAAACCGGGCUUGCGCAAUGACUCUAACUCAUCAUCGAUUCUCGCGAGGAAAGUGCGCAUCACCGAAAUUUCGCUUCGACUGCGUGAGAUAUCUGGAAUUAAAGCGGGUCUCGUUCGUGCAGCUAGCUUGCUAAUGGAUCGCGGAAAGGAUGGAAAUGGUCUUGUUGGUCCUCGCAAUAACCGUGUGUGGGCGUCACUAGCACGCUAUGACGAUGACUUGGUUGACGCUCUAGAGCGUUGGGAGCAAAGUACUCGGGAUAGCACCAACUUGGGAAGGCGAAAAUCUGAGUCGUCCGAAUCAGUCAGUGGUAUCUUUGCCAGCGACAAAUGGGACAAAGAAAAGAUGGUACGGACUUUCGCUCGGAUGGGAGAUGAUGGAAAGCGACCUUCUGAAAUGAAUAGCGCAGACGAGAGCAUCAAGGUUUAUAGCUAUGUUCUCGUUCCGCUGAAUGAGGAGCGUUGGGUGGAAAUUUCCAAAGCACCACUUCGACAGGAGGAAACUCGCGACUUAGAGCCUUCAGUCAAAUCGGAGAUGACUUCUAUCGAUUCUAUAUCCCAGUCAGCGACAAACACCAAGGUCGGUCGCAGCGGAAUAGUAGUUGACGCCGACCGAGAGUUACGUAUUAAACUCUACAUGGGACAGGUAUUUAUGGCCUGGCUGUGGUUUAUCCCAGCUUUUCACAUCACUCCCGAGACACGAUCCUCGUCGUUCAUACUGCCCCGAGAUGACCUCGAUUUCCCGAUUGGCAUAGGCAAGGAUAUCAUGGAUGUGGAGUUGAAGAUGGAAUGGUGCCAAGACGAAAUUGAUGAUACGCAAGUGGAAACUGCCCAGACAGACUCACCUUCGUCAGGGGUGGAGACUGUCGUAGCCAGCCUCGCUGGUGGCGUUGAAGUUAGCCAAGCUCUCGAAAGAUAAGGAGAUCAAUUCGUACCAUGGCACUUUACGCGCAUCAGAUGCCGGCGGCCGCCUUGCGGUGGAUCUGGGGUCCUCCUGGGCAGUCAUUUCCGUCGUCACUUUCUCCUCAUCAAGUUGACAAUUUCCUUCGUCGUAUAUUAUCCUCGCGCCCACUGCCAUCAUACUACGGAUGGUUUAAUAUAGGACAAUGUAGGCUAAUAUUAUGCUUUUUUAUGUGCUC